Clupea harengus (Atlantic herring) is the source of this 2236-nucleotide messenger RNA. It is a transcript of the gene cbln2a, whose product is annotated as cerebellin 2 precursor a. The record is from RefSeq and is a predicted model, not a curated record. Gene Ontology annotation, biological process: maintenance of synapse structure. Gene Ontology annotation, cellular component: synapse. Gene Ontology annotation, molecular function: protein binding. NCBI's taxonomy places the organism in Eukaryota, Metazoa, Chordata, Actinopteri, Clupeiformes, Clupeidae.
GUAGUUAGUUGCAGCAGGUGCUUGUGCUGUGACUUGUCUCUGAAGAGUGGUCGUUACACAUUUUGUGCAGAAAGCUGUUCCCUCACUAUGAUGAAAGGCCACGAUACUAGACUGUUUCCUUUGUGGUUGGCGUCCUGCCUUCUUCUGGGGUGUGGUGUUGGUCUUUCCUUUGGACAGAAUGAAACAGAACCAGUGGUUUUGGAGGGGAAAUGUUUGGUGGUAUGUGACUCGAACCCAUCCGCAGAAGGAGGGGUAACAUCAUCGUUCGGAAUAUCUGUUCGGGCAGCCGGAGCUAAAGUGGCGUUUUCUGCAGUUAGAGGAACCAACCAUGAGCCCUCUGAUAUGAGCAAUCAAUCUAUGACCAUCUACUUCGAUCAGGUACUAGUCAAUAUUGGAAAUCACUUCGACCUCAGGUCCAGCAUAUUCCAGGCACCAAGAAGAGGGAUAUACAGUUUUAGUUUCCAUGUUGUGAAGGUUUACAAUCGACAAACUAUUCAGGUAAAUCUGAUGCACAACGAGUACCCAAUUAUAUCAGCUUUCGCUGGUGAUCAGGACGUGACUCGUGAAGCUGCAAGCAACGCAGUUCUCCUUCAAUUGGAACGCGAAGACAAGCUCUACCUGAAACUGGAACGCGGGAAUCUGAUGGGUGGAUGGAAGUACUCCACAUUCUCUGGCUUCCUUGUAUUUCCACUCUAAUUUGACCCAUGGUCAGAACAUUUCUGUUGUGCAACCCUCGGUCUCAAUUCGGAUAACGUCCAAGGAUUUUUAUUAUUUACUGACUUUGGUCUUUCACAAUGAAGACAUCAUCUGAGACACCAACAUUUCAAAACCCAUCUAGUGAAAGCGUAUGCAAUGCUGAGAAUCUUGCAGUCAAGACGAGUUGGUAGGCAGUUGCAAGGCUGUUUACAGUUUUUGGAGUUUUCUUAGAAAUGCACGAGUCGUGUUUAGUUUGGUAUUCUGUUCUGGAUUGUUUCUGGAUUUUGCUGUACUUUCAAGUAAAUACGGCGCAUUUGAUGUAAUCUUCAAAAUCUCGGUUGAAUUUUAGUUUCACUCUGUUUCAGAAAUAUUCAAAAGACCUGCAUUUUAUACUUGAAUGUAUUUAUGAAAAAGUAGCAUUAGGAAUGUAAUGAGUUGUUAUAUCGAUAUAAAUAUGUAUACAUAUUUUACAUUAACACUAUCGCCAAAGUAAAGUAGUUAAGAAAACAAACAAUUUCUUCCAAAGCCCUGUCCAUGGUACUGAAAACACCAGCAAUGUUUUUUUAGUAUAGAAAAUCUGUGUUGGAAAAAAACGUUACACACUUGAGAGACAACUUCAAAUAUUCAAUAUACAUAGUGAACAAUUAUACAGUCUUUACUUUAAAACCAGUGCAUUCUGUAUGCAGAAAAGAUACCUAGCAUGUUCUGGCGUGGAGUUAAUCAGAUUUUUCUUUUACUCUUACCUAUUCGAUAAUAGUGCUCAAGAGUUUCAUAAGACAACCCCAUAUUCUUUAGUAAUUAUAAACACAAUGUGGGGAUGAAUGUCUCUAACAGCUUUACUGUAAACACCCGUAAUUUGGAUGAGUGCCAAAAGCAGGGUUGGCCCUUGCAUGUGCAUCAUUAAGGCUCCUCUUCAUUUUGGGUUAGAACCUCAAGCAAUGUGUGUAAUGGAUAAGAUGGGUUAUUGUACUCUUAGAACUCAGCACAGCUCAACCACCGACAAGCACAUAUCCUGCCCAUUAUCAAUGUGUACACUAUAUAUGGUAAAUACUAUAGAUGUCAGGCAAUCAAAACUGUGAGAUUCUCGGGUACCUUGAGGUGGCAUAGGAGUGAUGGCCAGAUCCUCUAUGGAACCAAUAUUACUGCACCAUUACAAUGGAUACUUUAACAAAAAUCUGUGCUUUGAAGAUAAGUCUAGUUGUAUAGUUUGUAUUUUAUUGUUUGUAAAAACUUUGGAAUCCCUUUCCAAUGUAAUGGAACUUCAAAGAGGCAUGGAUGAACUUCCCAUAACAAUAUUUGUCUUGGAAAAUGGAUGGAAGGAAGCUGUCACUAAUUCUUUAAAGAUGCUUUAACAAUCGGCAUUCUGACACUGGUGCAGCAGCCACGGCAGCAUCAUGAAGAGUGACUGUGAGCAAAGCUUAGAUGAAGUCUAAAAUCAGGUCAGACAAAAACUGCUCUGUCUCUCAAGCAGUUGUUUAAGAACACAGACACACACACACAUACACACACACACACACACACACCACACACAUACACACAC